This is a messenger RNA of Colletotrichum phormii, 1582 nucleotides long. RefSeq names its product cytochrome P450. Gene Ontology annotation, molecular function: iron ion binding; monooxygenase activity; heme binding. NCBI's taxonomy places the organism in Eukaryota, Fungi, Ascomycota, Sordariomycetes, Glomerellales, Glomerellaceae. The transcript is spliced from 4 exons. Bases 1 to 1467 code for a protein of 488 amino acids. The record is from RefSeq and is a predicted model, not a curated record.
AUGGAUAUCCUGAAAACAAAUCCUUUUUACCUCGGCGGUGCGCUUGUAUGCGUUGCACUGGCUGCGUACAUCUAUGCAGGUCUCACAAACCCGUUGUCGAGUAUUCCUGGGCCCUGGUAUACUAGGUUCACAACACUGCCAUCAACAUUCAAGGUCAUCACCGCACACCACCCUGACUGGAUCCAUGAUCUACACGCCACGUACGGGCCAGUGGUACGAUACAGUCCAUACGAGGUCGAUAUCUCUGAUCCACCAACAUGCCAGCGGAUUCACAGUGUCAAGACUGGAUUCUUCAAGUCACCAUUCUACUCACUUCUCAUCACCGACUCCUCAAGCGUCUUCAACGAGAUCCGUCCAGAGAUCCACCGCAAGUACAAGCGCCUGCUUUCGAACCCCAUGUCAGAAACUGGCUUGAAGACCUUUCUCCCUCGUAUUGACAGCAAAGUCCGCCUGGCAAUUGAGCGCAUUCGUGAGGAGAACAAGGUCCGAGGCGCAGCAGACAUCGCCAAGUGGUUCAUGUUCCUCUCAUUUGAUGUCAUCGGUGACCUGGCCUUUGGCGAGUCCUUCGGCAACUUGGAAAGCGGCAAGAAAAAUCGAUCUGUCAACGACUUCGUCAGCCUUGGCUUCGUCGGCGGAUUACGAUCCAUGUUCCCAACAAUUGCCCAAAUCUCUCUCUAUCUCCCAAUUCCAGUCUUCAAAGAGGCUACAGCUAUCCAAUACCGCACCUUUGACUACGCCCAAGGCGCUCUAGACCGCCACGCAAAGCGCGUCGAAGAGACCGGCUCAGACCCCUACCCGACAGUCUUCUCCAAGCUCUACAAUGCUGGCGAGGAAGAGACCUGGAAUCCCAUUGAAAUCCGCGACAACGCGCAGGUUUUCAUCGUCGGCGGUAGCGAUACGACCGCCAACUCCAUGAUCUAUCUCGUCUGGGCGGUGUGCAAGAUCCCCGAGAUCAAGGCCAAGCUCAUGAAGGAGCUAGACGCGUUGACGGACAACUAUUCCUACGAACAGCUCAAGGAGUUGACGUACGUGAAUUGGAUUGUCAACGAGACGCUUCGGCUUUACACUGCUUUGCCAUGCGGACUCCCGAGACUGGUGCCGCCCGGCGGUGCGGAGCUUUCAGGGCAGUUUAUUCCCGAAGGAUUCACCGUUACGACGCAGGCGUAUAGUCUUCACCGGGACGAACAUGCGUUCCCCGACCCGUAUCGAUUCUAUCCCGAAAGGUGGGAAAAUACCACGCAGGAAAUGAAGGAUUGCACUAUGCCAUUUGGCGGCGGUGCCCGAACUUGCUUAGGAAGACAUUUGGCUCGGAUAGAGCUCCGUCUCAUUACUGCCAGGUUUUUCAAGGCUUUCCCGAAAGCGGUUGUGUCUGAUAUUGAAGGGAUGUGCGACAAGGAUAUGGAGCCAGCAUUGCAUUUCCUUAUGGUUCCCAGUGGUCAUCGAUGUUUGAUUAAGCUCAACGGGUAGUUGCAUAUCUUAUCAUUCGCAUAGAGAAGAAUAGUUCCAUGGUUCCCUUCAACGCGUCGAGCUGUACCACGAGCCUCGUUUUCGCGAAGCAGGGUGGAACCGAGUCGGGUCCGUG